CAAGCCGCCUCGUAGACGCCGUCAGCCCGCGUGCAGCUCCCCAGCCGCCUGCCUCGCUCGCUCGCUCGCCGGGCGGGAGGCGCCGCACGCUUCAUCAUUCAGUCGUCGUUGGGGUUUAUAUUUUGUUUGUAAUCCUCGUGAAGCUCUCGCUUGUUGAGCCGUCGCGGUUUGCAGUGACGGGGUGCCGUGCAGAGGGUAGGCAGGGCUGCAUGAAGGAGUGAGCGGCACAUGGAGAGCGUAAAUGGAUGACUCAUCGGGAGAGUCGGAGAGCAGCGACCUGCAACAAGGCGCCCCACCUCCUCGAGAUGGCCGCCGGCACACGAGGCGCCACCCGGGUGCCGGAGAUGGCAUCGCCCGCAAGAUCAACACCCUCGCCAGCACCUUGCAGGAUACAAAUCGUAAUCUUCGAAGUGUGGACAGCCUGCUGGGCCAAUACAGGGACUACACAGGCGACCAAACAGAAGCCAUGUCUAGAUUGCGUGACAAUCUAGAAGAGUCAUUGGAGGAUCUGAGAAGCCAGAGACUGAGUCGGAGUGCAGGAGUACGGGGGGCAUCUACACUGCAUUCUCUUCAUGCGAGUGAUCUGGAUGACACCAACAGCAGGGGCCGGCAGUAUCGGCCCACCUCGCCACUCAGGAAUUAUGGUAGUCCCACACGGCACAGGAGAUCAAGAUCUGUCGUGCGGUUUGCAGAUGAGGCCAUCCCUCGAAGCCAGUUGCACAGAGUACACCAGUCUUUACGAGAUCUCACGAGCGACCAAAUGCGGAUUGGUGAUGAUUUGGACAGGGAAAUAGAUCGCCGAAACAGGGUAGAGGUUGAUACCAGGCGAGCUAUGCAGGACCUUUCGGAGAGCCUUCAUGAUUCAAGGAGCAGAGAUGGUAGCUCCGAUCGUGUGGAACGCCGGCUCCAGGAGAUGGAACGGGAGAUGCGAAUAGAGAGGGAGAUGAUGGAGCGCAAGCAGGACCAAAUUGGGCAAUUGUCAUCAAGUCUACAGGAGGUACUCUUAAAAAAAGAAGCCAAAUCUGAAGCCGAGUCGCUAUUGAAGACCAAGAUGCUCAAGACUGAGUCUGAAAAACUUCAACUUGAGCAAGACCUUGAGCGGUUGCGUCGCAAGUUGGAUCAGUCGGAGGGUGGCCGAGAUGCCCUCUUCCAACAGAUUGAUGAGCUGCGCUUGCAGCUGCGACGAGCCGAGGAGGAGAGGGCAGGGUUGCAGCACCAGAUUUCCCAAGUGUCCUUGCAAAAGGUUCGCCGAACCGAAGAGGAAGACACGAGCUCGCUCCGGGCUGUGGAGAGGGAGAAAAAGGAUCUGGAGCGACAAGUUUUGGAACUGAAAGCACAACUUAAUCGCAGUGCUGUACUCACUGAGAUGGAUGAAUUAAAACAUACUCUGCAGAAGAAAGAGAAAGAGAUUGCAAAGCUCACGGCUCAUGUAGAGCUGCUGUCGGCCGAUGUGGACAAGCGCGAGAGACACACUCUGCGCAUGCUGGAGCAGCUGAAGCAGCUGCAAGGCCAGUACGAGGUGUGCGAACGCGAGAGGCGGCGGGCUGAGGUUCAUGCUGAGGAAUUGUCCCGGGACAUCGAGGGCCAUCAGGUGCAGCUUCGCCAGACGGACCAACAGCUGUCCGAGGCGGAGCGGCGUCGUGACGAGCUGAGGCAGAAAGCGCAGGAGUCUCUGCGCCAGUGGAAGGGAAAGUGCCGGUCUUUGGAGCGCGAGCUGGACAAGCAGAAGGAGGUUGUGACACGCGCCACAGAAAAGGGCGGGCAGCUGGAGAAGGAAAGUGAAGCCCUUCGCUCGCAGUUGGUGACCGGGUCGCAGAGAGUGGACGGACUCAAGCGGGAGCUGGACGAUGUGCUGGCCAAACGAGCCCAGCAGGAGGAAAUCAUCCGCCGCAAGGACUCUGACCUGGGAGAGCUUCGCCUACUGCGUUCGGAAUUGGAGCGCGAGCUGGGCGAUUCUCGUGAGCGGACGGAGAGGCUGGACGUGGAGACACAGCGCCGAGGCUUGCAGGCAGAGCAGCUCCGGGAGGAGAAUCGGCGUCUGGAGGAGGAGGUUGCUGUGCUGAGCUCACAGCACGAGCGCGACCGCCAGACCUCGCUGCAGCUGCAGAAGGAGCUCCGCGAUCAGGGCUUGCAGCGAGCAGAGAUUGCAACCAGGUUGACUGAGGAGGAACGUCUGGGCAAGGAGCUUCGCACACGGCUGGUGGAGUCUCGGGAGGAGACUGCAAAAGCGCAGGCUGAGGUCACGCAGCUUGAGCGCCAACUUGCACUGGAGAGAGACGCGCAUCACCGUGAGGCUGAGGAGCUGAGGAUUGAGGCACAAGUGGCUGCCACCCAGCAUGAGGCCAGCACCCAGAAGGCAGCGCAUGCCUACAGGCAGGAGCUUGCCCAGCUGGAAAACCACAUCGAGAGCCUCAAGGCAGAGCUAGUGGGGGAAAAGAGUUCCGCCAAGUCUGUGCGCGCACGGAUGGACAAGAUGAAGGUGGAGUGCGACCGUCUGACCUCGGAGCUCGGCCAGCGUGAGGAAGAGCUUUCUCGUUUUCGUCGCAAAUACCAGACUGUGCGCCAGGACCUGGAGAAGAAGAGCGAGCUGGCGGCCAGCCGUGGGGAGCGUGAGCAGCAGCUGGAGGAGGAGACGUGCCGUCUGGGCGAGCGGGUUGCCGGAUUGGAGACCGAACUCGAGUCCGUCCUGGGUGCUGUCGGCAAAGAGAUUGUGGCCCUUUGUGAAAUCGUCUCCAAGGACGCUGCUAAGGUAUUGGCAAAACAUGAUGAACUACCAAGAGACCCCCAUAGGUGGUCAGCAGAAAUGAAGGCCAAGCUGCAGUGGGUGCGGGAAGAGCUGACGGAACACAUGGAAAAGGAGCAGCGUCUCCGGCGGCAGUUCCAGCAAGUGCGUGAGCAGCUGAGGGGGGCGGCCCAGGGUAAAGAUUCCGAGCGGCAGCUCUACAUGGAGCAGCUCACCAAGCAAGAGAAAUUGCUCGCCGAGAUCCACCGAGAGAAAAGAGAUCUAUUGGAGAAAAACAGAAAAAGGGAUGAAGAAGUCCGUGUUCUACAGGAUCGAAUAGCAGAUCUGGAAAUCAGUACACGGGUAGCAUUGGAUCACUUGGAGUCUGUUCCAGAGAAACUGGAAGUUCUUGAGGGACUCAAGGACUUGGAAGAAUCUCACCAAGAGCAGAACAGAAUUCAGGAGCGAUACUCCAAGUAUCGAGAGUCUCUGGGUUUUCUGCAGCACCAGUUGGAUGAGUCAAAACGCAAGGUCGAAGAGUACCGGGAACAGGAAUUUGAUGCAUCCCUCCGCGCAUCAAGGACUGUCGGCACUGUCCUCUUUGCACGAGGGGGGAAGCUUUCUGAGCAGCUCGGCUCUGACAGACUACGCAGGUGGCCAAGAAAGGAAGCCGUCACCGGAUUUGAAAUUGUCGCCACUUAAAGAAAAACAACCUUCGAAGCAAAAAGUCCGGAAGAAAUGAAAUAAUGCUCGAAGCACUUAUAUUUUUAUUGUCACGUUUGUGUCAAACUUAUGAUUAUACAGUAUUUUGUAUUCAAACUUCUAUUUUUAUAAUGAAAAAAAGUGUAAAUAUGUGAAUCCAUGAAACAUAGAUGUGUGGGUUGUGCAAGUAAUUUAAAGCGAUCCCGUUUUGUAAGAGACUCGUGUCUGCAUACAGUACGUGCACAGCCAGAUAUGCCAGGCGGGGAGGCACAGCAUACAAAUAAGCUGCACGUCUUUGUUGCAUCCACAUCUGCCGGGCCAUGAACAAUUAUCUCCUGGAGGCGUUUUUGCUACAAACACAAGCAAGGGUGAAAUGAACCCUCAGCGUAUUUACUUGAACUUUCCUGAUAAAUGCGUGUGCUGUACACAUUGCUAGAUUAAUGAGCUAACAAUGGGUUUGUGGGUUGGCUGUGUUGGCUUGAAUUUACUUCACGCAAAAAAAUCUACCAUUACAAUGAAACGUGGCAAAUUAAUCGGUAUCCAUGAGAACGCCAUUAUGUCAAUAACAGGUGCUAAAAAGUUUUUCAUUUUUAUGAUCCUGCUGUACAGAAAUUAUUUGUAUAAUACAAUGCGGAUGUGUGGGGAAAAAAAUCAUUGUUUACACAGCGCAGUAUGUGUAGACUACAUUUUUGUCAAAACAUAGAGGAUAUUCUACAAUGUACCUCAAAAUAAAUGUAAUCAUGUAACAACACAACUGUAAUUUGGAUUUCCAGGGUACAGCGCAUACUUUUGUUAUCAGAGUUUUUCACCAUGGACAAAAGUUUUGAAUUGGUGUAUCAACUCUUGUGAAAAUAUUGCAAUCAAAGUAACAAUUACGCAACCUGUAACGCGCGCAAAUGAACAAAAGUUAGAAGGCAACUCGUGGGUGCAUUAUAGUGAAAUUAAUCAAUAUUUACAUGAGCUUAAUGCUGCCUUAAAUAAACCAGAGCAUCCAUUUUUAUAAAUAUUUAGAUAUGCACAUGUGGCAUUAGCUAAAUUACAAUUUCACAACAUUUUCCCGUGUUCCAAUGUCAUUGAUGUAAACAACUUAAGCGAAAAUGACAUGAAUCACAUGAUCUUUACCACUCCGGAUGACAGGCACUUUUUACUUAAUUAACCAAUUAUAAUUUACAUUAUUUCUAUGCAGUCGCGUGCCUCUGGAGCCCUAUUGUAAUUUCAAAAACCUGUUAAUUGGAAUGUGCGCAUGAGCGGGCAUUACAGACAAGCUUUUAAGUGAUGCAUUCAUAAGUUGCACCAAAAGGUUAGCAGCAAUUGUAAUUCUUGCGAAUUAUGAUUUUGGAAAGUUAGUGAUGUGCUGUUAUUGUGAUGAUGAUUACUGGUCCCGGUGUUCCUGCUGUGUUUUUUUUUUAAAUCACGUUUGCUGUGAAUGGAUGAGUGCUUUCAAAAUUAAGUGUUUUUUUUGUUUGUUAAAUCGAUUGUGUUAUUUAUAUGACCCUGAUUUUUUACAAUACAAAUUUUGUAAAAUGUUCAUUUGUUGAAAAUAUUUAUUGAAGUGUUGAAAGAAAACGUUUGUGCAUGUCAGGUUUUGGCAUUUGACCUGUGUGCAAUGCAGUAUGUAAUAAAACAUGUCUGAUGAGUUAGA
This is a messenger RNA of Lethenteron reissneri (Far Eastern brook lamprey), 5066 nucleotides long. It is a transcript of the gene CEP128, whose product is annotated as centrosomal protein 128. NCBI's taxonomy places the organism in Eukaryota, Metazoa, Chordata, Hyperoartia, Petromyzontiformes, Petromyzontidae. The record is from RefSeq and is a predicted model, not a curated record. Gene Ontology annotation, cellular component: spindle pole; centriole.